AUGUAGUGAUAAGACGUUGCUUUUAGUUUUAUAUAAGAGAUCGUAUAUUUGGUGUGAUAGCAAUUCAACCAAAAAGAAAUUAUUGUGAGAUCACUGUCGAAAAUAUUGUAUGUAAACUUGUCUUGUUGGACUACGAAACUAACUCCACAACAAAAUAUAUUUAAUAAUCUCUUCACUAACUGGUAGGGAAUGCCGAAACUAAAGCAUAUGUUCCAGACUAGACACCAUGCUGAACUGUAUGCCAGGUUUAGACCUCAACCACCAAAAGAGCUGAUUGAUAAAAUCGUCACGUACCUAUCAGAAAAGCUCGAAAGGCCGUUCAACGCCGCAUUGGAUGUUGGUUGUGGAUCUGGGCAGAACACUCGCCUUCUUGCGCCCUUUUUUCUUCACGUGACUGGAACCGACAUCAGCAGCGCUCAGCUUGAAAUUGCUGCCAAGGAUUGUGAUUCUUCAAACAUAAAAUAUCAGAUAGGCUCAGCUGAGAAGAUUGAGCUACCUUCUUCAUCCCUACAACUGGUAACAGCAUGUCAAUGUGCCCAUUUCUUUGACUUACCCAAGUUCUUUGAAGAGGUGGACAGAGUUCUUGUUCCAAAUGGUGUGUUGGCCAUCUAUGGGUGUAAUCUGUCUGCAUGGAAAGAAGGCCGUGAGAAAGAAAUUACUGAAGUUUUCAAAGAAUUUAAUAUUGACCGUCUAGAGAAUUACAGAGAUGAACAGCUCCAACUACUGGACAACUGGUAUCAGGACAUUAUCAUGCCCUACACAGAAAAUGUGAGAAUCUUCCCUAUUAACCUGGUUUUCUCAAGGCCUUUUGGGGAUAUUGUUGGACAAGUAACAUCAUGGUCAGGGGUUCAAAGAAUGUUUCAAGAGGAUCCUCAGAAGGGAGAUGAAUUAAUCAAAGAUUUCAGAUACAAACUUGCCAAUGCUUUGGAGUUAGAUGCACCAACAGAUGAUACCAUUGUCACAUGCAAAGUAAUACACGUAUUGUUAAUGGGACGAAAACCCUCUAGCUUUUAGUUAUUGGAAAAUAAAUAUAUGUGAUUUUAGUCACACA
Molecule: messenger RNA, 1051 nt
Organism: Limulus polyphemus (Atlantic horseshoe crab)
Lineage: Eukaryota; Metazoa; Arthropoda; Merostomata; Xiphosura; Limulidae
Product: putative methyltransferase DDB_G0268948
Exons: 6
Coding region: 190-1014 (274 amino acids)
Molecular function (GO): S-adenosylmethionine-dependent methyltransferase activity
Source: RefSeq, a predicted model, not a curated record